CUCGUUCCUAAAAAAUAAUGUGUGUUUCCACAAGCUGCCACGUAUUUCUAGUUUCGAUUUCUUUGUUAGGCUGUAAAUACGCCACACAUAAAGUGAUAGAUAUAUUGGAAGGAAGUCGAAAUUAAUGAAUAUUCAAAAGCCUCAUUUGAAAAGAAAAAAAUAACGAUUAAACACAAUGACAAUGUAUCUAAAUAGAAUGUGGACAGUUUAUUACGAAGUAUAACCUCUUUCCGCAAUGGUUUACUACAAGGAACUUCUUAAACACAAGGAGAGCCAAAAUUGGUUCAAGGCAUCCGUUGCUUUGCGAAUAGCACAACGUGGACUUCAGGUUUUCAUCGACAAUGGCCUUAGAGACGUUCAAAAGAAGAUAUUCAGCAUCGCCAAAUCCAUGGGCUGCUUAUCUCCAGAUACCAAUUGUACAAAUUGCACGACAGAGAAUCUGAUUCUUUGUCCAACACGCGGUAUUUGUACCAGUCUAAAACGAUGUAAAUUUCAUAAUACUCCACGGAAAUGCCUCCGGAACUGCCCUCAGCAGUUAUGCCAUUUAGUGCGCGACGGGAUUAUUCGGUACCAUCGCUUCUCUGGGCCGUCUUGGAAAAAUACAAAAGCAGAGGGAUGGCAUGCUGAUCAUUGGGAAAUUGGAAAAUGCUAUCUACCGCCGGAUGGCUACAAAGACGUGUCUUCUUCCAUAGAAAGCGACUUCAAUGCCUUAAUAAAUGUGUUGAUUAACUGCACAGAGUUUGAGACAAAACUGUCCAUCGAUUUCACAAGCUCGUCCAACUUGUUGACCAAGAUACGCGAAUAUGGAAGAAACAUUCGACAUUCUCCUGACCAGAAAAUGAAAGACAUCGAGUUAAAUAACUUGUUCCAGAAACUAACUUCGUUGCUUGAGGAUUCAGUCUGUCUCCAAACAGAUAGUGAAGCAGUCAGCGCUGUUAAAAAUUUGAAAGAGCUUCAGAACGAUAAGCUGGUGAUCAGAGUUGAAGAUGAACAGCAAAUACUGUUUGAAGGGUUGCAGAUGCGCUUGGCAAAGUACUACCAAAGAGUGUUCAACUCGUCACUAUUGUGUUCGCUACUGCCAAACAGAGACAGCAAUCCAGACAAGUUGUUCGUAACGCCAAAGCUAAUAGAACGUGACCACCGAAAGAUUGGAAAGCACGGCGAGCAUUUAAUGCGCUUAUCAGUUACCACAUACAGGGACAUCUUCUUUGAAGGCAGUAGUAAAUGCAGCAAUGUGUAUUUGAUUGGCGAACCAGGAAUGGGAAAGACAACUUUAACCAUUAAGUGCUGUCUUGAAUGGAGCGCCCAACACUUGAGAGAAGAAGGAACUUUGGACGAACUCACGGAUAUGGCAGGCAAUGGACAUAUAUCAUUCGCAGAUGCUGAUAUCUUUAAAGAUAUUGACUUUGUUUUUCGUAUUGCUCUGAAGGAGCAAAACAUGCCAGCUCGUUAAAAUGAUAAAGGAGCAAUUGCUGUUCAAGAUAUACCACGACAAAGACAUAAAGGAAGCGUAUGAUCUCUUACAAACUGUCCUGGAAACUAAACGCUGUGUCAUUAUCGCUGACGGUCUUGACGAGUGGUCACAUCCUUCUGAUAAGGAUUGCAGCUGUUCGGACGAAGAAAAAGUUGUCCCGUUCCGAAAUUUUGCCAAUAAUGCUAUCCUGUUAACAACGUCGCGACCUUGGAGAUUGUCACAGUUUCGGAUUAAGGACUCAAAUAUAGACAAAUAUCUUGAAAUUCAAGGCGCAGUUGAUCCGUCUAGCCUUGUUGAAAAGGUGGUCAAUUGUCUGAAUGGAGAAACAGGAACGAAAACCUCUGUACAAUUUAUGGAAUUUGUUCGAGAAAAGGGAGUUGAAAAGUUACUUCCAAUACCAAUUAUUCUGAUGCAGCUGGUUUGUUUGUGGUACGAAGAGUUCAAUGUGUCCAACUCCAUCUGCAAUAUUUAUGCAAGCAUGAUCAGUAUGCUCUUUGGGAAAAUUAGAGUCGACAACAGACAAACUAAAGUUUUGAAACACACUUUCCCAGGCUGUAUCCAAUGUCAAUGUAACAUUCGUACACAUGGGUCUCUUUUUAGGUUUCUGUCACAUCUAGCACUCAAAACACUCUUUACACAGAACAUGCAGUCAUCGAAUGUAUUUAGCAUCAGCUGUGUAACGGCUGUUCUCGAAGAGAAUAGUGGUGACGAACUAUUAGAACGUGCACUUGAAUCAGGUCUGUUGACUGAAGAGAGGCUAGACGUUGCAAAUACAUCAAACUUUUCAUUUCUGCACAAAACGUUUCAAGAAUUUCUUGCUGCGGUGUAUGUUUGCAUGAAUGAGGACUUGUUCAGUAAAACUAUCAAAACACAUUACAUGGAAAGACAUCCUGAGUUCAUAAUGGACGUUUCACAAGUGUUCAUAUUCAUUUGUGGCCUUAACAUGAAUUUAGGUGAAGAUAUGUCGAAAUGGAUUUCUACAUUCAUACCGCAAAAGUCGAUGAAAGCUUGUUUAUACGAUAACUACGAAUAUGAGCGAGCGAGGCCAAAUGAAAACAUCGUUAGAGCAAUACAAGGAAUGGUAAUUGAAGGUUAUAAGGAAGCAAUAUCAAAUAAUUAUGUGAACACUCAAAUAACAUUGAACCAUUUUUAUUUUGAUGACAUUCUUCUCAGCGCCGAGCGGAUGGAACUGCUCUACAAACUUCUCCUCAUGAACAAACAUCGAGUGAAAUCAAUUCAUGUUAGUGAAUGUAACGAUCAACUUGGCCAGAAAAACCUACAGGAUGUGCUCAUAAGCUCAAAGGACUCACUUACAGCAUUAACCUGCUGGGACCACUCGGGCGAGUAUGAUCUGAAAAUGUGCAAAUGUUUCAAAUAUUUGAGCAUAUGGGGCGAUAACUUGUUUAAAAUUGAGUUAAACGUGAAAAACCUGCUAACAUGUAAAGUACUGAAAUCAAGGAAGUCUGUUGAGGAAUCAUUGUUAAACAAAUUGUCAAAAAACGGUAAACAAUUGCAAACAUUCAUAGCAUACGAACUAAAGAAUGUUGAACUAUUUAGUAACAUUUUUCCACAGUUCCGCCAGUUACGAUAUGUUUGUAUUACAAACACUGACUUUAAGCAAUUCCCGUUCAUCCCACCAGAUUUAAUUAGCCGAAUAACAAUGAAAUGGGUGAUUAUGUCAGCGUCUGCCUUACGGGACAUGUUGGACAGGAUUGCAACGUUACCUCGGAAUGUCCACGUUGUUUUUGAACAUUGUUCAAUUCAACCGUCAUCAGAACUUAGACGUAUAAGACAACUACUUGACGUUUCAAGCAAUAUUAGCAUUGAGCAUUUUGAACGUAGCGCUACCGAUGUUAGCUUUGAAGUCAAGUCGAACGGUUAGCCUGAGUGUAACGCGUAAGAUAAGCAUGGCACUGUUACUGAACUUGCACUGUAUUUGACGUCACACAAGGACGUCAUUACAAAAAUCUUUACAUAAUUGAAAUGACUCGCAAGUAGCUGAUAAUUUAAGUUGGUUUCCGGACAUAAAUCUUUAUAGAACAAAUAAAAAAAAAUCUGAUGAUUCUUUUUUACGUAUUUAACAAUCGAACUAUUGUAAACUGAUACUAUUAAUUCAGUAAAAAACAGGACAAAAUCCGUGGUUGCAUUGGACACAUGAGUAAAGUAGUAUUACUAAAACGCCAAGAAAACCAUGCGGAAAUGCCCAUACUUUUAAAGACAUGGCAUAGAAAAAAUAAGACUAACUGAAAAAAUAGUAUGAAUUUCGAUUUUGUAUUAUUGGUUAUCAUAGACAAAAUGCAAGGAACGAUAAGGGGAUACAUACUAAUUAGAAUAUGACUGUAGUUCGGACUAGUUCUUGUGUUGUAGUUUCUUGUAUAAAGGUACAUCACGCCUCCAGCAUUAACGACGCAACACCAUUGGUCCAGGACUGGUCACGCGGUGACCCCAUAUUUUUCCAUACUGGGUCAUAAAAAUGGCGUCUAUUUUCCGAUUCCGAUGAAUAAUCCGUUGAAUAAAUGAAACAUUUAAACAUGAAAACAGGUCGACGUGAUAUAUACGCCGCCGCCGCCCUAUCCGCACGCGAGGUCGCAGGUUUCUGCGGCCGUUUCCCUGGACUCAGCUAGACCUCUACCGACGAUGACGGCUCCACCAGCGACGAUGACGGCUCCACCAGCGACGAUGACGGCUCCACCAGCGACGUUGACGGCUCCACCAGCGACUAUGACGGCUCCACCAGCGACGACGACAGUGACAGUUUCAACGACGACGGAAACCCGCGCACAGCCGGAACCACCUACCGCUACUACCGGUUCUCAAUAGGGGGACGGAGAAAAGUGUGUGACUGACUUGAAAAUUGGCACAUGGAAUAUUGAGGGGUUAAAAUCAUGCCUUAACGACUCAGAAUUUAUUAAUGCUAUUCAGUCAUUUGACUUAUUAGGCUUAUGCGAAUCAUGGUUAAAAGAUGACGAUGAAAUAAAUAUUAAUGGUUUUCAUAGUAUAUCUGUGCCUAGGCCGGAAAGUAAUAAAUCUAGACGGGGACACGGUGGAAUUGUGCUUUUAAUUAAAUCUUCGAUACUACCUGGAAUAACAAUUUGUGAAACUGAUAAAACUGGGUUUAUUUGGAUUAAAGCGGACAAGUUAUACUUUAAUGUAAGCGAUGACAUAUACAUGUGUUUUGUUUACAUACCCCCUAGCAAUUCAGUGUAUUUUCAAAGCCAUGAAAUAGGCUUUUUUGAACAAUUAGAGUUCGGGUUGAGAAAAUACAGUGAUAAGGGACAUGUUGUAAUAUUGGGUGAUUUGAACUCACGGACAGGCGAAAGAUCAGAUAUUUUAUCGAACGUGAAUGACUAUGAACGGUUUAUACCUACAAUAGAGUGUAAUGACUGUGACGAUAUUUUCCCAAUAAGACAUUCAGUCGAUAAAAAUGUAAAUACAUUGGGUAUUAAAUUAUUGGACUUAUGUUUAUCUAGCAACAUGACAAUAGUUAACGGUAGAUUAGGCGAUGAUGCGCAAGUUGGCAAUUAUACAUAUAUAUCCAAUAACGGAAAUAGUGUUAUUGACUAUGCAAUUGUGUCUCGGAAUUUAUUUCCCUUAGUUAAGAAUUUUACAGUUCAUGAUUUAUACAGGUUUACGCCUCAUGUCCCUAUUUCAUGUAUAUUAUCAAUUAAUAUGCCAAACGAUAUAAAUACAAAUGAUCAUAUAAACUAUGUUAAAUUCGAAUGGAGUCCAGAAAAUAUUAAUUCAUAUAGGGCUAAUAUUUCUUUUUGUAACGAGUUCCAUAAUAUUGAUGAUCGUCUGAUAAGUGGUGACACUGACAUUGAUAAUAGUGUAGAUACAUUUUCCACUUUGUUAUAUAAUAAGGCAUUUGUUUCAUGUGGUAAGAGAAUAAAUACUGGAGUUAAAAAUAAUAAUAGGAAAUUUAGGAAUCCCUGGUUUAAUGGUGAUUGUGAGACAGCACGGCGGGAGUUUCGAACUGCAAAUAAGUUGUAUAGGAAAUAUAAUACUGAUGAAUAUCGUAGAUUGUUGUGUACAAGACGUAAUGUAUAUCGUGGUAUUACAGGUAAGGCUAAACGACAGUUUUAUUUACAACAAAAGAGUGAUUUGCAUAAUAUGUCUAGAACUCAACCACAGAAAUUCUGGAAAGAAAUAAAGAAAAUACGCAAUAAUAAGCCAAAAGAUAAUAGCAUCAGUAAAGAUGAUUUUUUGAAUCAUUUUAAAAAUCUUUUUGAUGGUGAUGUUUUUACUAAUGAGGAUGUUGAUAAUUCUGAUGAUGAUGAUAUUGUUAAUGUUGAUCAGUUAGAUACAGACUUUACUAUAGAAGAAGUCACUAAAGCCAUUAGUUCAUUAAAACGAGGUAAAAGUGGUAGUGUUGAUGAUUUAACACCCGAAAUGUUUAUCGAUUGUAAAGAUUUAUUUGCACCUGUUUUAUGUAAAUUGUUUAAUUAUAUGUACAAUAAUUGUAUUUACCCACAAAGUUGGACUAAAGGUAUCAUAGUCCCGGUUCCUAAAAAGGGAAACCUCAAUGAUGUAAAUAACUAUAGAGGUAUUACCUUAACAAGUAUAUUCUCUAAAAUAUUUUCUAUAUUGUUAGAUAAUAGACUACGCCUGUGGGCUGAUAACGACAUUAUACUGAAUGAUAACCAAUUUGGCUUUAGAGGCAAACGUAGUACUGUUGAUUGUAUUUAUGUGUUGUCAUCUAUUAUUAAUCAGGUUAUUAAUACUGAUAAAAGAAAAUUAUACUGUGCCUUUAUAGACUUUCGUAAAGCGUUCGAUGUUGUGUAUAGAAAUGGUAUAUGGUACAAAUUGUUACAAUAUGGUGCAUCAACCAAACUUGUAUCGAUGCUCAAAAAAAUAUAUGAAUCAGUGAAAUCAUGUGUACGUGUUAGAUCACAAUAUAGUGACUAUUUUGAUAGUAAUAUGGGUGUUAAGCAAGGUGAGCCUCUUUCACCGUUGUUAUUUCUGUUUUUUAUAAAUGAUAUGGAAGAUAGUUUAAGUCGAGAUUGUAUUGAUACAGUCACUAUUGACGAAAUUCGUAUAUUUAUAUUGUUAUUUGCAGACGAUACUGUCUUAUUUUCAUAUACUGAGCAAGGUUUGCAGCUCUUACUGAAUAAAUUACAUGUAUAUUGUAAUACAUGGUGUAUAUCUGUUAACAUAGAUAAAAGCUUUGUAAUGGUAUGUCAAAAAGGAAACAGAACUGAGUAUGUUAAUUUGAUGUAUGACGGGCAUAAACUUGAUGUUGUUAAAAAAUUCACAUACUUAGGUGUUGCAAUAUCGCAAAAUGGUACAUAUUUGCAAUCACAAAAACAGUUGUCAGAACAAGCACUGCGUGCUUUGUAUUCUUUAAAUCGAUUGUUUGAUGUUAUAUCUUUAGAUAUACGUGAUAAAUUAAAGUUAUUUGAUGCUAUGAUAAGCCCCAUAUUGAAUUAUGGUUGUGAAGUAUGGGGUUUCCAUAGAGCUCAGCAUAUCGAGAGAGUUCAACUAAAAUUCUUGAAACAAAUUCUAAGUGUUAGACAGCAGACUUGUAAUGCUGCAGUAUAUGGUGAAUUGGCAAGAUUCCCAUUAUCAUUGUUUAAAAAAAUUAGAAUAAUUAGAUUUUGGUAUAAAAUAAAACGUUAUCCUGUGUCUCUUUUAUAUAAAGUUUAUAGUAUGAAAAAUAACAAUGGUAUGUAUAUAAAUACAUGGACACUAAAAGUGAAGGAACUGCUCGAUGAGCUAGGAUUUACUUUUAUGUUUGAUUGUGAAAAUGUUACACGACUGCAAUUAGAGGCUGUUGUAAGACGGUUGUAUGAUAAUUAUUUGCAACAAUGGUAUACGAGUGUUAGAAACUCAGAUAAAUUGCAAUCUUAUGUUGGUUUUAAACACGAUUUUGUCAUUGAAAAAUACUUGUCUUGUAUAAAUAAUAACAAAUUACGGAUGUGUUUAACUAGAUUUAGAUGUUCAGCACACUGUCUUAAUAUGGAAGAAGGGAGAUAUAGGAAUAUUAAUCGUGAAGAUAGAAAAUGUGUACAUUGCAAUAUGAAUGUUGUUGAAAAUGAGUAUCAUUUUCUUUUGAUAUGCCCAAAGUAUAGAGACCUUCGUGUCAAAUAUUUACCAAGAUAUUAUUGCCAAUGGCCAAAUAUGACCAAAUUAAUACUUUGUUAAGUACUGACAAUGUUAAGCUGUUAAAUAACAUAGCAACAUAUAUAUCGUUUGCUACAGAUAGAAGAAAUGCUCAAUUGUAUAAAUUCUAUUAUACCAUGAUAUUAUAAAACAUACUUUUCUCUUUUGAUGUUAUACUGAUAUCAUUAAAUGCCAUCUUGUAUAUAUGUUUUUGGCAAUGUUCAAUUUGAAUAAUGCUAAUAAAAUUUUGACUUGACUUGACUUGUUACGGGGUUAAUAUGUGAUAUGGGAUAUACGGGGCAAAGGAAACCAUAUUCUGUCCCACCCGAUAUAGUUACAUUUGCCCCGUAUAUCCCAUAUCGGGUCACCUACUAACCCUGUAACUUAUAAUCAUUUAUAUAGAACUGUUCUGUACACUAGUCUAAUAAUUGUUUUAUGUCAAAAGGUGCAUUAUAAGAUUAUGCUACUUGAAUAUAUACAAAAUUCAGGGUAAAUACAAAUGCCUGUUAGACCGCCCAUCACAAUCAAACCAAACAUUAUAAAAAUACACGUAAGAAAAGCUAAAGCUUUUCAUGAUUUGAGAAUUUGUUUGAGUAUUCUAGUAGUACCCGAAUAAUACGCAAUCGAAUUAAAUUUCAAUGGGACAUAACUGGGGCCAUAUUACAGAAGUAUCUUAAAUUAAAAUCUUACCUUUUACUUGAAUUCAACAAUUUCCUUAACUGUUUUAUUUCACUGGAAGAAAUUGUUAUGCUUAGUGUAUAUUCUGCAAUUAAAAUGUGAACAAUUAACUGUUUAAAAAUUAAAACUUUAUUUUUUAAGAUUUUUUUUUAAAAAUACAACAAUUCCAAAUGUGUUGAUCUAUUUUAAUAUAACUGCUAGUUCUUGAAUGGUUUUUCAUCAUUAUACGGAUUUGUCAUCGUGUAUAUCUUUUUUAUUCUUAUUUUAUGAGAUAUCGUUGCAAAUUGUUACGACUGCAUAUGACUUAGUUAUCUGAAACAAUGUCACUUAAUGCUUAGUACAAAAAAUGAGGUUGGACGAAAUUGCUGGGUUAUAAAUAUUAGAAAACAUGUUAUUUUUGUAUAACUUUAGAUGAAUUUGAAGAUAAAAAUAUAAAUAAUUCGGGAAGACAUGUUCAUUAUAGGCAUUUAAAUACUGUGUUAAAAAUUGUGUUAGAAAUAGCCUUUAAAGGCGUCCAAUAUAGGUUCAUGCAAAUCUUAAUUCAUAUUUUUUAUCUGUACCCUAAUUGUUUACAUUCUUUGGUUGUGAUCAUUAAAGUCAAAUGAGU
Molecule: messenger RNA, 8858 nt
Organism: Mya arenaria
Lineage: Eukaryota; Metazoa; Mollusca; Bivalvia; Myida; Myidae
Exons: 5
Coding region: 4643-7615 (990 amino acids)
Source: RefSeq, a predicted model, not a curated record